Molecule: messenger RNA, 1383 nt
Organism: Nakaseomyces glabratus
Lineage: Eukaryota; Fungi; Ascomycota; Saccharomycetes; Saccharomycetales; Saccharomycetaceae
Gene: PBP2
Product: telomere maintenance protein PBP2
Biological process (GO): regulation of gene expression
Cellular component (GO): nucleus; cytoplasm
Molecular function (GO): mRNA 3'-UTR AU-rich region binding
Source: RefSeq, a predicted model, not a curated record
AUGAUGACUAUUGAUAAAGAGACAAUGGGGAGCUCCAGUUCAAAUGGGCUUUCACCUAAUGUCUUGAAGAGGAAAAAUGAAGACUGUGUGGAUCUAGAGGCUGAGAUUAAACGGGUUGCUCUGGAUGAUGAAGAGGCUGACAAUGAAGGAAAUUCCAAAUCCGAAUUAAGUUCUGAUGACCGCAACAGUUCAUAUACAAGCACAAAAUUGGACCCUAAGACCAAUAUACAGAGCCAGGAUAUCAGCUUACGUAUGCUCUGCUUAGUCAAACAGGCAUCUAUAAUAGUCGGCCCAAAGGGAGAAUCAAUAAAUAAAUUGAAAGAACAGACAAGUACAAAGAUAAACGUUUCACCAAAUAUCAGAGGUGUACCAGAAAGGGUAAUACACGUUAAGGGAAGCUGCGAGAAUGUUGGUAAAGCCUUUGGUAAAAUUGCUAGGAUUAUAAUUGAAAAGGACAGUAAGAAUAACGCAAAUCAAAGUAGCUCGAGCUUGGAUAGUGAAGCUAGUCAAAAUAGCUCAGAUGCAGAAGACACAACAUUAAUUUUAAAUUUGCUAAUAUCGCACGCAUUAAUGGGAAGUGUAAUCGGAAAAGGUGGCAGCCAGUUACGGGAAAUAGAAGAAAGAAGUGCCGCAAAACUGUAUGCAUCCCCAAAUCAAUUAAUGAUGUCCAAUGAUAGGAUAUUAUCCAUCACUGGUGUACCAGAUGCCAUACAUAUCGCUACAUAUUACGUUGCCCAAUCACUUUUGAAUUGCAGAGAAGAGUUGAAACAGAGAAAAUCCAUAUUCUAUCAGCCUUCACAAAUGGGAUCGGCUCUACCGAACUCAUAUGGUGCACAAAUGUAUAACAAAUUUCCUCAUCAAAUGCAUCACCAAUACCAUCCAAUGGAUAAAUAUAAUACUCCAAGAAACAAAAAGUCACAUAGACUACCAAGACCGCAAUCCAUGCUGGCUAACAACGUACCACCAUCUAUUAAUGGCCAUGCAUUUCACGAUGAAUACAUGAAUAGGCCCGAAUCAGGCCAAAUUCACUAUACAUCAGCGAAUGUGGCUAGUGCUCCAUCAUUUACACCUACUAGAAAUAUACCAAAUGUCAGGAUUGUUGACAAUCCGGAAAACAACAUGGCCUACAGCAACCCGAUUGCUCCAGUAAAGCAAGAUAUUUACAUAGAUGAGAAUUUUGUUGGAAAUAUAAUUGGUAAAGAAGGCAAACACAUUAAUUCAGUCAAAGAAAGUACAGGGUGUGCAAUUUUUAUUGACAACCGCAUUGAAGGAGUCUCUGAAAGAAAAUUGACGAUUAAAGGGACUUAUAUGGCUUUGCAAGCCGCCAUUAUGCUAAUCAGUAAUAAAAUUGAAAUAGACAGAGCUAAUUUUGAAAAGAGUUAA